GAUGGACAACCGAUUCCCCUCGCCGGAACAGAGCGCCCACUCGGGAUACCAGCGAUCUACUGCCAAACGAGACCAGGUGGAAACUAGCUUCCCCGAGAGGACUCCGCACCCAGCAUAUGUACGGGCUUUCUCCAGGAGUGAUCGGGUUGAUGCAGGUAUUUCCUCAUUAGAAGAACAGAAACCAUACACGGGAUACCUAACCAGAAGUGAUCGGGUGCCUCUCAAGCUCAACUCAAUAGAAGAAUCAAGCUCUUGCGUCGGAUAUCACAAGACUUCCCUGGCUGAGAGAGGAUUCUCAACCAGGGGCAACUCCGCCACGCCAAACAAGGAUGUCUACCCCCAGACAGCUGACAAGCACGAGAAGACCGAGAGAGGAUUCCCGAAUCGGCCCACUUCCAACUCGCUGCACAAAGAUCUCCGGCAACAGGCGGCCAACAAGGACAGUAAGACUGACAGAGGAGUCUCGCUGAGGAGCAACGUGGACUCGCCCGGCAAAGAUGUCUACCCACAGACCACCACCAGGCUUGAGAAGACUGACAGAGGAUUCUCGAACAGACCCACUUUAAACUCUCCGAACAAGGAACUCUAUUCACCGACACCCGACAAGCCCAACAAGCCAGAUCUCCUGAAUUUCAAGAAGGGUUGGAUGUCCAUUCUUGGUGACUCUGGCGAGUGGAAGAAACACUGGUUUGUUCUGACGGACUCCAGCCUGCGGUAUUACCGAGACUCCACAGCAGAGGAGGCCAAUGACUUGGACGGAGAGAUUGACUUACGAAACUGCAGCAACGUCACUGAGCACCAGGUCCAGCGGAAUUAUGGCUUCCAGAUUCACACAAAGGAGAUGGAUUACACCCUGUCAGCCAUGACCUCUGGCAUCCGCAGGAACUGGAUCGAGGCUCUCAGGAAGAAUGUCCGUCCCAGCUCUUCGCCAGACGUGACAAAGAGGAACAGUUGGAUGAAACCUCCACCUUCUAAAGCCAGUUUAACAGAUAGCAAUAAAGAGAACACCUUCUGCGAUGCCAUUGCCAGAAGGACUGCGGUGAGGCAGGAGGCGACGGCUGCAGACAGGACGUGGGCGGACGUGCAGAGGGGGAGUCGCAGGACAGACGCCCACCUGCAUCAGCCGCCGUCGCAGGACUGCGUGGAGCUGGCGCCCGUGCAGCAGCAGCUGCUGCAGUCGUUGCGCGCGCCGGAUUCGGCGCCGGCCCGCGUCCAGGAGUCGGCGUGGACUCGCAGCCCGGACUCGCAGCUGCGCGGGCAGGGCUGCACCAAGGGGGAGGAGCUGAAGCAGGAGCAGGUGCAGCGGCUGUCCGAGCGCAGCAAGUGGUUCGAGGCAGGGGUGCCGAGCGAGAGCCCGAGGGGGGAGGCGGACUGGAGCUUCGUGCCCGUCCAAAUCCCCCAGCCCCUCGGCAAGGACAUCGAGGUGAAGUGGCAGGAACUGGAGUGCAUCCCACUGCGCGACCACAAGCAGGUCCCCCUCCUGUGCUUACGGCCUUCCCAAACCAACGCAGGCACUGCCGGGACCACGGAGCGGCUGAAGAAGGAGAUCCAAUCCCUGAACGCACAGCUGGACGAGGCCAGGAAAGAGCUGGAAUCUUUCCGGGGGCAAACCGGGCGGCUGCAGGGACAGCUGUGCGCAUCCGAGGACCAAAGGAAGGCGGCUCCCAAAGGCUACGUCUCUCAGGCUACCUGCGAGCGCAGCUUCAAGGAGAUGGAGGAAUCGCACCGCAAGGCGAUGGAGGAGCAGCUGCGGCAACACAAGCGGGAGCUGGAGAGGAUGCAGCAGGACAAAGACCGGCUGCUGUCUGAGGAGACCAGCGCCACCAUUGCUGCCAUUGAAGCAGUGAAGAAGGCACAUCGAGAAGAACUGGAGAAGGAGACGGAUAAACUGCGCUCGAAGCGAAGCAUCGUGGCCAACAGCGACCUGGAGAGGCUGAACAAGCAGCACCAGGACGAGCUGCUGUCGCUGCAGGAGGAGCUGCAGGUCCUGUCGGAGCAGUACUCCCGCAAGUGCCUGGAGAUCGACUGCCAGGUGAAGGAGACGCAGCUGAGGGAGAAGGACCUGUGCCGGAGCCAGCGUGAGAACAAGGAGCUGCUGCGGCAGAACCAGGAGCUGAACGGCCAGUUGUCGGACGAAAUAGCACGAAUACGCGAUCUGGUGACAAGGAAGAGCCAGGAUCACACGGCCAACCUAUCUGUCACAGGUGACAGAGGCAGCUGUGAACUGGAGAUGUUGCUACGGGUGAAGGAGAAUGAAGUGCAGAAUAUGCGGAAGGAGACCGAGUGCCUACGCGACGAGCUUCAGACCAUGCAGUGGGAUAAGAAGUACGCCACAGACAGGUACAACGACAUCUUCGUAGAACUAAGCGUCAUGAAGGUCAAAACGGAACGGGAGCUGAGCCAGGUGAAGGAACAGCUAAAGCUGGCGUUGUCAGCGCUGAAAGAGAAAGAGUCUUUGCAGAACAGCAUCGCUAAAUGAUGACCCUGGCCUGUCCUGGCCACAGAGGAACAGACGCGACCAGCGAGCCUACAGUCGCGGCCGCAGCGCGGAGUUCCACUCCGACGAGGACCCGCCGGGACCGCCCGCUCCGUGCCUUCUUCCUUUUCCUUAUUUUUUUAAUCACGUCUCCCAAUGUGGAUCACACUGCUGUGAAAUUAAAACUGAAUAUAUAUAUAUGUAUACACACA
This is a messenger RNA of Amblyraja radiata (thorny skate), 2688 nucleotides long. RefSeq names its product TRIO and F-actin binding protein b (gene triobpb). Gene Ontology annotation, molecular function: actin filament binding. The transcript has 22 exons. Lineage: Eukaryota; Metazoa; Chordata; Chondrichthyes; Rajiformes; Rajidae. Gene Ontology annotation, biological process: positive regulation of substrate adhesion-dependent cell spreading. Bases 2 to 2479 code for a protein of 825 amino acids. The record is from RefSeq and is a predicted model, not a curated record. Gene Ontology annotation, cellular component: actin cytoskeleton.